AUGGCGGGCGCUGGUCGGACCGGGGCGGUGGCGCGCUGGGACGAGGAGGCAGCCGAGGUGAACCCGCCGGCUGGUGGUGAAGAGGCGGGGGCGACACGGGCCCUGGCCGCGGCGGGCGGAGCGCCGGGUAGCUCGGCCGUGCAGCUUAGCCGAGCCGGGGAGCCAGGAACUUUGGGCGCGAGGAGCGCACCCGCGCCUGCAUUUAGUGGCCCUGGGUUGCUUCCGACGCCGACGGAUCCGACCCAUGACAAGACCCGUGGGAAGCAGAAGAUGACGGGGUACGAAGGAGAGUCGUGGCCGACUGGGCCCAACGGAAAAGAACCCUGGCCGAUUGGGCCCGGGGAAGAGGAGGGGUGGAGUUUCGGCGACCCGGAGGGCUGGGUGGACCCGAGCCCAGAAGAGGGCCGAGGGGGCGGGAUGGUGGACCCGCAAUCGGCCCGAACCGGGCAAGUCAGUGGGCGGCCAGCCGGUCGGAACCGAGCAGAACCGAACCAAACCGGGUCAGGUCGGGUCAACCACCGAUGGGCAGUAGCUGGAGCGGGCUGGGCAAGGGUCUCGGCAGGGGCCAGGAGUACGGGUACCCCCCGUGGAGUACGCCGCGAGGAACGGGAGGUCGAGGUCGAGGAUAUCGAGAUAUUGGGCAGGGGUCGGGGACCAAGCCCGGAUACGGCAGGAACAAUCAUGAGGUGGCAGGAGACUGGCCCUAUCCUCCCCAGCAGUGGGCCGCGGGCAGCUACUACCAUCCGGUCCCGACGAAUCGACCACCCCCACCGAACACAAGCAGGUAUGAAUAUAGUAACCCUCUAUAUGAGACUGAAGAGGAAUUGGUAUUUAGAGCUAAACCGCCAGUGA
Linum trigynum is the source of this 852-nucleotide messenger RNA. NCBI's taxonomy places the organism in Eukaryota, Viridiplantae, Streptophyta, Magnoliopsida, Malpighiales, Linaceae. The record is from the annotation of a GenBank genome assembly.